CCGACCAAAACAAAUGCGUUGUGGUCAGCCCUCCGACUUGAGAUCCCACGGUUCGAUGCGCUCGCUUGGGUUGACGACGGUUCUAGUUCAAGUUUGAUUUUCCGUGGCUUGGGGUGGACGGCGUGUUAUAAUAUUCACUUAAGUUACCCACCUUAAGCAGAACAUGUUGGGCUCUGAGGAGGCGUCAGCGCCGUCGGAGCCGGAGCCGCCGCCAGAGGCCGUCAAACCCGCCGCCGCCGCUGCUGACGCGCCGGAGGACGCCCCGGACGGCCGGCACAGCCGCGUGGCGCCGCUGGCUCCGUCUCCGGCCGUCAGCCACGUCUCGCUGGUGGAGCUGAGCCUGGAGGAGGACGGACCGGCCGCCGGCGGCGACUGGACGGCCGGCGCCGCGCCGCGCGUCCGCGGCCUCGACAAACUGCAGGAGCUGGAGCGCGAGCUCGGAGCCGCCCAGCAGGAGCUCAAACUCAAGGACGAGGAGGUGGCCAAGCUGAAUCGGAUCCGCAACGAGAUCGAGGCAGAAAUGGAGGAGCUGACCGCCAGUCUGUUCCAGGAGGCCCACAAGAUGGUGCUGGCGGCCAACGAGAAGCAGGCCGCCGCCGAGAAGGCUCUGCAGGAGGCCACGAUGAAGAUUGACGUGUUGCAGGCGGAGGUGGCUGCGCUUAAGACGCUGGUCAUCACGUCCACACCGAGCCGACCGAACGCCCACCUGCACCCCCAGAUCGACCUGGGAAAGUCCAACGGUAUCAAGAUCUGGAAGAAGGGUCACCACCGGUCUCCGUCGAACCAGGAGCUGACGCGUCCGGACGCGUCUCCUCCCUCGUCACCGGCCCGCUCGCCGCCGCAGCAUCUGGCCGCCCCGGAGCACAUAGACGAGGUGGACCCGCGGCUGCUGUCGGAGGUGUCCGCCUGGCGCGAGUCGCCCUCCGUGGAGCUGACGGCGCCGUUCGUGCGGGACGUCUACCGCGAGGACAUCGAGCCGUGUCUGCGAUUCGCCACGCCGCAGCUGACCGAGAAGGUGACGUCGGCGGUGCUGCAGAACUCUGUCUGCAUAGAGGAGGUGUCCUCCGGCCUGCGCGGCCCCAACUUCCCCAGCAGUGACGAUUCCAGACGGUGUGCGCUGCUCAACGUCCACCGCACGUGCCGGUACCGGAUGAAACUGCCCGGCGAGACGGGAUGGAUGGACAUCUCGCAGAUCUGCCGAAACCGGAUAACAGCCGUUUGCGACUUCCUCAACUACCUGCGCUACAUCGAGCGCGGCAUGGUCAAAGGCUCCGUGAUCGACAUCUACCGGGAGAUCAUGCGACUGAGGCGCAACAUGGCCGUGGCGCGGCUCGGCUUCACCACCUGAGUGUCCAGCGGCGUUCUACCGAAGGCUGGCAGUCGUUCUACCGGCUGCUGGAUGUUCUACCGACUGGUAGUGGUCGCUCUACCAAUGGCAGGUGGACGUUCUACCGACUUUGAGCGGACGCAAUGUUGGAGUCUUGACAGACAUCACUCGACCAAGCUUAGCCAAGUUCUCGUGACUGCUAUUGAAGCUGAGGUAUGGUCUGAGCGGGUUCACGGCGGUCGUAGGCUACGUUCGCUGUACGACAAACAGCUGUAGGUCCCCAGGUGAAGUCUUGCCGUGCCUGUGGCAUACUUUGGUCAGUGACUAGCAACACUGAUCCGGCCGGAAACGAGAUGUCAUUUGAACAGAACAGGGUUUCAUAGACAACACUCGCCACAUCGGAUUUACAACAGUUUUGGCCUUUUUACUUCAGUUUUAUAUUCGGACUUGACCCUAUUGUGAUGCAUGAAAAGACUCCUCGCGUUAUUGGUGCGUUCAGAUACUCCACAGCUGAGGUAUGGUGCUUGCUUAGCAAGCUGCGCUGGGUUUGGGUGAUGUUCACGGUCCAUGACAUGAGCCCGGCGGGGGCGACUCAGGCUGAGGGUCUAACCCUGUGAUGUCGGUCUCUGGGGCGGUGUGUGUCCUCUCGGGACGGUGGUUGAGAGUCACUGAGAGAGGGCGGUAGGCUGAUCGGGAGGGGCGCGCCGCGCGGCUGUGGACGCGCUGGUAUCUGGAGAAUCUCUUUGGUCAGGGCUGGUGAUUCCGUGGGCCGCGCGGGCCCGGGCGGCUGUAUAUUUAUGCACAUCGGGAGAGCUCAGUGUUGGCGGGUGCCGCUCUCGCCUCCGGAGAAGGCUGUCGUUGUUGAAGACGGUGUCUGUAUCGGUGGUUCGUUGUGUAUCUGUGGCGCAUCUGUGUUAUUUCUGUGGUACGAUUCCGACGGAGCCAGGACGUGGAGGCAGUUGGUGUUGUUAGGUGUAGUGACGCUGUUGGUGGGUUCCGAGAGCGCCAGAGAACAGCGACUCGGUUCGGGUGAUUCGUUUAUGCAUGAUUUAGGUUGUGAUGGAUUUAGUGAUGGUCACAUAUUCUCAGCCGAGAUUGGCCCGCGGGGUCGCCGUGUGGGACCGGCCCGGGCGCGGUCGGCGCGUUCUGUUCCAGUUCCGCGGCAGCAGCUCACUGAUGUCGGAUGCUGCCAGUGGUGCGGACCGAACUUCUUGUGGCUUUAAUCUGGGCCCAAUCGACUCGUUAUCUGUGUUGUACUCUGCACACUGAGCACUAAAUGUAUUUAUUGCUUACUCCCCUGCACUGUGCGUGUUAUACUACGCGCUAUGUAUCGUUAUGCAUCGCCGUCUUCCCUUGACAACUCUGGGAGUUUGAUCCUUUGUUUCUUUCCCGGACACAAGCUCAGCUAGUCUCAUGACAACAUCCAGACAAACGUUUACAAUUUUAGGCACGAUAUUUUCCUGUCGUGUUGAUGCUAAACUACACAUAUGUUGGAUUUUUUCGUUCGCCCGAUCGUCUACAAACAUAUUCUUUAACCCGUGUUCGGUCUUAAUUUCAUUGAGCUAGUCUUUGCUUAUAUGUAAUGCUGUCCGUUCGUUCUCCCUCCCGGAUAGCUACUUAAUCGUUAUAGACAGUCUUUUUUCAUUGUGGAGGUCGUUCGAAUGUUGUUAGGUUUGGAGACGUCAUGCCGUGUCCUUCGAAGUUGUUCCGUAAUGAGUUACAAAUCUUCAUUUUGUUGACAUUCGUAUGUACCUAUAUGGCACAUUUGUUCGUAUGUGUGUGUAGUUCACGAUGAACUCCAUUUAUAAGCCGUGAAAUUGCCAGGCUAACUGAAGUUAGUUGUGACAUGGACAGCGGUUGCUUGUGACUUGAGGCUCGCGACCGGAGAUAUGUCGUUCUCAAUGUGUGGUUGUCUCCGUUUUAUCGAUAUAUUUUGUUACAGCUGAUUUUUGUCCGGUUCCUUCGAAAUGUGGAGCCUGUGCCAAAGCCAAUAGCUACGAUUGAUGGUGUCUUCCAGAGCAAGUGGUCAUGACGCCACGCACUUCUCGCAUGGAUCGCAAUCUCAAAAAUAGAUAUUGACUUACUAUUGCAAGUUUAUGCACGUAUAUGUGACAACUGACAACAUCCUUUAGAAUUACUGCGUUGUUGUGAAUUGAUGAUGUAUGCAUUACAGAUGCAGGUCUGGAGACUGUAUCCAGCUCAGUUCUGACUUCGCUCCAUUUUCGAGUGCACGUUGUGGACGCCUCGUCUCGUUCGGCGGGCGUGCGUAUACUAUUUGGUCGCUGUGACCAUUAUUUUCCGUGAAUACAUUGUCAUCUGGAGA
Messenger RNA from Amphibalanus amphitrite, 3650 nucleotides. Its product is annotated as guanine nucleotide exchange factor for Rab-3A-like. The record is from RefSeq and is a predicted model, not a curated record. Lineage: Eukaryota; Metazoa; Arthropoda; Thecostraca; Balanomorpha; Balanidae. Gene Ontology annotation, cellular component: Golgi to plasma membrane transport vesicle. The transcript has 7 exons. Gene Ontology annotation, molecular function: guanyl-nucleotide exchange factor activity. Bases 164 to 1348 code for a protein of 394 amino acids. Gene Ontology annotation, biological process: exocytosis.